AUGGCGGUGGCUAAUGAAAUUCUUGUGCAAAAGCACCUAAAUAUAGGAGUAAAUGAAACUACUGUGGAAAAAAAAUUUACACAGUCUGUCGAACGACGACAUUCUCCUCCAACAAAUGUUAUUGAGCCACUAAUUAAUGACAGUCCUAAAGGAUUAAAUGGUCGAAGUUUCAAUACACCUAUUACUCAAAAUCCUACGAAACGAAGGCCAACUAGCACUAGUGCAUUGGCUGAUGAUUCAAAUAAUAAACCACCACAUCGAUCUGCGACAACCGUAGGGAAACCCAAAAGGUCUUUACCAAUCAUUUCAGCUGAAAAUGAAUCUCAUGAAGAUACUUUGGAACGAAAUCGUAAGAGUAGUGGUAUGCUUAGGCGUCGUAACACUUAUAGCUCUGAAAUUCAGAGUGAAGACAUUAUGUUAGACAAAGAAACUCAAAAAUGGGCUGAAAAUGUAAAAAGACGAUUAUCAAAAAGAAAAACUCGUGAAAAGGGCAAAGGUGACGAUGAAGAAGGUCCAAUGAUCGGAACAAGAAUAGGUGAAGGCCAUGUCAAUUAUGUAUUAAUGUACAACAUGCUAACAGGAAUAAGAGUUGGUGUGUCACGUUGUAAUGCUAAAAUUGAGAGAGAAUUAACUGACGCGGAUUUCAAAGCUGCUCAUAAAUUAGCUUUCGAUAUAACGGGUAACGAGCUUACUCCAUCAGCCAAAUAUGAUUUCAAAUUUAAAGAUUACGCUCCCUGGGUCUUUCGUCGUCUUCGUGAAUUUUUUCAUAUUGAUGCUGCUGAUUAUUUA
Molecule: messenger RNA, 789 nt
Organism: Scutellospora calospora
Lineage: Eukaryota; Fungi; Glomeromycota; Glomeromycetes; Diversisporales; Gigasporaceae
Source: the annotation of a GenBank genome assembly